CUGCACCACACCUGACGCUGUCUUCUCUUUGCAAACGCUGUCCCGUGGCCAGCGUCCACACGUCGUUACCAACGUGUCUCGACGAACAAAGAGAUCCCAUUGUCGCUGUUUGUAAGACCCCUUACCAUAUCCCAUAUAACUACGACUCUCUCCCCCAAAAUGAACAUUCCUAACCAGACCCAGAACAGCUUCAAGUCGCUUACAAUGGGCCGCGGCGGCUACGACCACACGGGCAUCGCGCCCAAUGCACCCGGAUACAUCGCUACUCAUCCACCACGCUAUGCCAUGACGACUGCAGCAGCACCAGUGCAGUAUACGCCAGUCAAUGUCGCUGCUCCUGUAUCGUAUGGGCCCGUGUACGCUCCGAUGCAGCCAAUGAUGGCCCAGCAAGCAAUGAUGCAGCAGUACCAGACUGCAGCUGCGCCAAUGGCACCAACAACAGGAUAUCAGAUGUAUCAGCAAACCCAGGUACCUUUGAUUCAACAGCCACAGAUUCAGCAACAGCCGCUUCAGCAACAGCAGCAGAUCCAACAGGCCAAUGCGAAUCCAUACUUUUACACGUCAAUGACGCCAGGGACAAUCAAUCCGCAACUCUUAUGUACCGGUGGAUCGUUCAAUGGCCAGGCCAUGUAUCAAAUUGCUCCAAGUGGUGGGAUCCAGGGAGGAGUGAUAGGUCCCCAAGGAAAAUAGGCGACGAAACUGAUGCGAUUGGAACUCUAAAAAGACUUAUUUUGUCAUUCAUGGCUGUGUUAUAUAAAAAUGAAGAGUAUUAUCCAAUUCACUUGUUCCUACACAGCCAAUCCAGGCAGCAAGCGGUAUUGGACAUACCUUGCUUGUGCAUACAUG
[Torrubiella] hemipterigena is the source of this 846-nucleotide messenger RNA. The record is from the annotation of a GenBank genome assembly. NCBI's taxonomy places the organism in Eukaryota, Fungi, Ascomycota, Sordariomycetes, Hypocreales, Clavicipitaceae.